GUGGCCGGAUACUGGAAACGGUCGGAUACUGGGCAACAUACUGUACUCGUCGUGCAGGUAUUAUCUUUUUUGGUACACCCUCAUAAGCAUCGUCCUUUAUCUUUACUUGAAAGUUUCAGUGAUAGUUAACUUGUGCCAAUAUCAGGAAUCUUGCAACCAUUAUCGAGUUUGGUUUGCGGUAUGCCCAUCCUGUUACUUUGGUAAAAAAAAUACCCUUGUAAGAACAGACUAAAGCUUGCUUUAGGUAAAAAAAAAAAGACAUUUUUGGCGUUAUUCUUAGUGUCUUUUUUUUCCUUUGAAAUAUAGAAAUAACAUUUCUGUGGAAGAAAACACUAAAAACGGAACUUUCAUAUUCCAAGUAAGAGCCACUGAUGCUGACUAUGGCAAUAAUUCCAUCAUAACUUACUCUUUGGUGCCCAGUGAGUACGCAACGAAAUUCUCUAUUAAUGCUUCAUCGGGGAAAAUCACUGUUAUUGGAAACUUGGAUCGCGAGAACACGAGUGAAAUCACCUUACGCAUCAAGGCAACUGACGGAAAGUUCACAGUAACGUCAGAGCUAUUUGUCAUAAUAACCGAUGUCAAUGACAAUGAGCCCAUAUUCAUCAGCAGGUGAGAAAGAAUACGUGAGGUCUUUUACAGCUAAUGACGCUAGACUCUAUAGUCCCUUGAGAAACCUCGAGAAAGUAAAAUACAACUUACGCGGGUCCUUCUGCCAUGCUUAACAAAAUACCUGGUUCACUAAAAGCGAAAAGGGAGCCAAGGGUGUUACAAUGUUCUAAAAAGUAUGUGAAAGUAACAAAAUGUACAUUUCUCCUUGACGUAGUUUUCUCACGGUGAUUAAGUACAUAAUUAUUUUUCAACCCAUUCAAUUUUUGCAACCCAUUCUAGCAGUCACAACUCGGAAAAAUGUAUACCAUCCCGGUUCCACUUCUACCUUUCCGGUUAGAUAUAGAAAAUGCAGUCCGCGAAACAAGCCGUACACACGAAAUCAAUUCCCUUCUGAAUGAGUGAAGAAAAUUUCCAUAAGGAGUUGAGUAGAAUACAUUAUACAGAUUUUAUUAUAUAUCCUAAGCUUUAGUUAUACUUAUAGAUAUGAAAUAAACAUUGUCCGGAUAAUGUACACAGCUAAUUCAUCGAUUCUACACGGCAUAGAAGAAACUGGCGGGAUACUGGCCUCCGUUAUCCCAAACAAAUUGAAUUUCAAGAAGAAUUUAAAUUUUCUGAAAACCCGACUUCUUUAAGAGUCUUAGUUUCCUUGAAAAUAUCACAUAUGCCCAACCCUUAUUUGAGCAGCACUAGUUUUAGUGCGCAGUUAACAGCGUAAAUAUUAGCCAUCAAAAGUUUACUCACCUGAACAGAACGGCGCCUUGUCAUGCCUUGUGCAACUGUUUCUCAAGCUGUAAACCCGCCAAAAAGUGCAUUUUAAAGCUGAAAUGUUCCGCUUCCAGUAGAAAUACUUUGUUUACCGAAAACUAAAAAGGGCGCUGCAAAAAUUAAGUUUUUGUUUUAAGUGGCCGGAUAUUGGAAACGGUCGGAUACUGGGCAACAUACUGUACUCGUCGUGCAGGUAUUAUCUUUUUUGGUACACCCUCAUAAGCAUCGUCCUUUAUCUUUACCUGAAAGUUUCAGUGAUAGUUAACUUGUGCCAAUAUCAGGAAUCUUGCAACCAUUAUCGAGUUUGGUUUGCGGUAUGCCCAUCCUGUUACUCUGGUAAAAAAAUACCCUUGUAAGAACAGACUAAAGCUUGCUUUAGGUAAAAGAAAAAGAUAUUUUUGGCGUUAUUCUUAGUGUCUUUUUUUUCCUUUGAAAUAUAGAAAUAACAUUUCUGUGGAAGAAAACACUAAAAACGGGACUGUCAUAUUCCAAGUAAGAGCCACUGAUGCUGACUAUGGCAAAAAUUCCAUCAUAACUUACUCUUUGGUGCCCGGUGAGUACGCAACGAAAUUCUCUAUUAAUGCUUCAUCGGGGAAUAUCACUGUUAUUGGAAACUUGGAUCGCGAGAACACGAGUGAAAUCACCUUACGCAUCAAGGCAACUGACGGAACGUUCACAGUAACGUCAGAUCUAUUUGUCAUUAUUACUGAUGCCAAUGACAAUGGACCAAUAUUCAAAAAAUGUGAAGCACAGGUAAUAUUGCAGGAGCCAGCAUCCCCGCAAACUCAACUGUUUCAUGUUUCAACCACCGAUGCGGACUCCGGAUCUAACGCUAUCAUCAAGUAUUCUGUUGUCGAAAACGAGGAAGGAGCCUGUAGUUAUCUAGAUAUAGACCAAGAUGGAAACGUCUACAGCAACAAUUCACUGCCGUGGGAAACUACUUGUAACGUUACCAUCCGUGCCUCAGAUGGAGCCAAAACAAUUGAAUGCGUUGUUGAUCUCCGUGUAGCGAUGACCCCUGGCAAGACAGAAGGCCGCACAGGUUAGUUAAAAACAUUUUUUAAAGCCUUUGAAUUAGUUUUAUAUCAAUAUCGAUAUUACUGGUUAAAAUGAAAGUAAAUGAACUUAGUUGCAAAGGCCAUUAUAAAACACGAUAGAGAUCGUCUCAUUUGUAUAUUUUUGAAUCACUGAGCUUUGAAAAACCAAAUCAAGAAAAACGCUCUUUCUAGUCUAGAACUGUUGCAAUUAGGAUACCUUCUAAACCUAAACCUCCUCAGCAAAGUGUGUUCCUUUUCUUUCUUUUCAUCGACGCCCGGAAUCGAAAGUAGUUUGCUGAGUACAAAACGCUGAAUAAAAGUAUCUCAAACAAUUACACAAAACUGCUUUAACCUGUGGUAAUUUCUGCGGUUGCCAGUUAAGAGUAGGAUUCAAAUACCUUUGACGACGCUACUCAGAAAAAAUUUCUCUUAUAUAUUUGCAACUUAUACACUUUCAUUUUUAUUUCCUAGGCUUUCCAACGGAAGCUAAAUAUUCCCUGAUUGCCGCAUUUGUCUUCCUUCUAAUUGUCGGGGCCAUUGUGUUAAUCUUCAUCAAAAAAAGGCGUCUCAGAAGGUAAUGCUGCCAAAGUUUGGCAGUCUAUUGUUUUAUUUUAUUUUAUUUUUUUUUUGCUCAUUUUCUUGUAUAUAGAAUCUGCUGCGGAGUCAUGGAGCCAAGUUCUCCCGCAGGUCCCAACUUAAUUCACUAAGCGUUUAAUCCCUUUGCGCUAGGGUGAAGAGCUUGCUCGCUCAUCAAAUUUCUGCUGGGACAAAAACCGGGGACGGAUUUUAAAGAGUCCUCCCUUAGUCAAACAUAUUUAAGUUUUUUGGGAUAGGUAGCUAAUUGGAAAUUGUAAAACAAUCCUAUGCUUCGAAUAAUACCCGCGGAUCCUCGAGAAAAAUGCUGUCUGAUUAACGCCAUGGUAAGAAAGUAGUAUAGCACUUGGGGGUACCGGCACAGUUUUCCAAGAUUAUUUUCCUAUUUAUUCUGUGCUCCUAUUUUUCAGAACUUUUUUCCAAUUUUGGAUUUCUUGGGUUGGCCUCAAGACUCGGAAAAUCGAUUGAAUCGGACGCACGAGAAAGAUUCAAGCGAUCGCCGAGACACGGGGAUGGUGGGGCAUUAAAAUCUCAAUUGAGCUUGGUGGGAAGUGAGAUUCUGUUGAUAUUGGCUUCAACAGAAACUCGAUGGCUCAAUUUUAGUCAUAUAUAACACCCCAUGUAACACAACCAUUGUAAUCAAAGGGAAGCUGUGAUUCUUUUUUUUUGGCACCGCAGUCUGAGCGUAGCGAAGACGAGGAGGGGAUGAAAAAAAGAUAAAAUCUCGGGGGCGGCUAGGAGCCGAGGGCGACGAUGGCCGGGUCGCCCCCCAACCGUUAUAACACAAACAAUAAAAACAAAUACUGUAUUAGACUAAAUGUAUUCAUUGAGUGACUAUCCGUUUAUCUCUCUCUGACUUUGUUGGACAUUCUGCAUAUGAAUUCUUGUCUUGAGAUUCAAAUACUGCAUCGGGAUUCAAAAGUUUUUUAAUGGAAAUGAAGUGGAAUAAUAUGAAAAUAAAAUGAAGUGGAACAAUAUAAAAAUGAAAUGUUGUUGUUUAGGCGUUGGUGUUUAGGUUUUCAUGUUGUAACCAGGCUUAUAAAAUAGCUCUGUGUCCAUAUGCAUCGCUGUCAACUCCAUUUUCCUGGGUAUAACGCUUGUCGUCAAAGCAUGAUAAUGAUACUUUAUUAAUCUCAUAACCAUUGAUUUCAUGCUUGACGCUUCUGAUUGUUUUCAUCUUGUGAUAAUUUGUUCACAAUUAAAUAAUGUGUUCUUGUAAUCCUCAUGUUUGAUAUCUUUCUUGAUAACAUUUUUCUUUAUUCCUUUUGCUGUCUUACCACCUCCACCAUUAUCCUUCAUACAAGAGUACAUCUUUGAUCGAAGUCCAACAAACUCUUUUAUUGGCAUACCUCCUGCCUCAUCUCGGAACUUUCCAAUUACCUUUUUAUUUCUUGGAUCAAAAUAUGCUGAGUCUUUGGAAUAGCCGCUAUUGUCAAACUUGUCCUUGUCCUUCCAAAACUCUUUAUAGACAUCCUCUGCUUCAAUCUCAUAUGUCAAACUGUCUGUGUCGGUGAAUAAUAAUCUGGCUUUAUUUCCAUAUUUGUUUUAAAUAUAAUUGUAGUGGAAAACGUACAUGAGAGUCUUUGAUAAGUCAAGAAUGCACAUUCCCACGUAUGCUGGCCUUGAAAGCUGUAACUUUUCUUUGGUUUUAUGAACAGCGGCUAAAUUUUUGUUGAAUAUUUUACUACUAACAAAGGUUGAAAUUGAAGCCAUUUGCAAAAGCUUUUUUUCAUUCGUGCGAAGCCUCACGUUAACACGCUUUCAGACAUUUUCGACUGUCCUGCCAAGUACUGAAUUAUUUAUCAACUUGAAGAAAUCCUUUUCAAAAUCGUUUGCUGCAUUCUUGCGCAUGUCAGUAUUGAAAUCAAUAUAUUUUUUUAACCAAGGUGAUUGAUAAAAUUCCCAAGCGCUAUGAACUUUUUUUAUUAUUUUUAAUCCAAGAUCUAAAUGCAAUUGGAGGUUUCUGUAAUGAAGAACAUAAUUAUUCUUAUCCUUCAACGUUGAAAUCAGCUUUCUAACUUGACCGAUGGUGAUCCCAUACUUUUCUCUUAUCCUUUCGCAAUACUGUGAUAGCAUUUCUUUUUGAACUUUGAUUUUUUCAGCAGCGAGCGGAUAAUCAUAGAAGAUCAUGUAGCUCUUGUUUAUAUUCGAGAUCAACCGCCAAUAUCAUUUCCUUUUUGCUUUCUUCUGUAUACUUUGCUAGAUCGAUAUCAACACCCUUCUUCCAUCUGAAUCCUCCAGUUGGGAGAUAUUGGCUCGUAGCCCAUCCAUAAAGAUUAUUAGCAUCCAAAUACGUAAUAUAUUUUGAUGGUUUGCUUUUAUCAAACUUUUCAAAAUAUUUAUUAUUUGCUUUUCCAAGACUUUCUCAGCAUGUUGAUACUACUCUUCAGUUAUAUUCUGAUUGCUCAACAAACUAAAGGAAUCCUCUUUUUAGGCAGUUUUCUUUUAUCAAACGUUCCAAUACUGUCCAUGAAGUCAUAAGGAUAAACACCCUUUUCUUCUCAUCAAUGUGAACUCCUCUACAUUGAACCCUUGUUUUGUAUACUUAAACGCUUCAUCUGAUAGAUUUUCGACUAAUUUAUCCAAACUACUACUCAUGAAUUGAAAACUGUCAAUGAAUCUCAAAUGCUUCCCAAGUGAAAAGUUCAUAUACUUUUCCAUGUUAUUUGGUAAAACACUUAUAUCCAACUGUUUUGUAUUUCCAUUUGUAGUUUAUACGGUGCUUUUUUGCUAUUUGACCAAUAUUCUGCAUUAUGAAAUGAGAAUCAUAACUUCAAAGAUUGGGAAAAAUUGUUGGUAUAUUCAUAUUGUUAGCAUCUAUCUUCAGAUUAAUUCCAACCUGAGCAGAUCUUCUAUAUUUUCCUAUUACAUGGCAAUGAUCUCUUACUCGUAUAUCUGUUUCCUUGUACUUUUUGUCACAUAUAUGACAUUUAUCCACGUUAUUGAAAUUUUCAGUAUCUUUUGUUGUCAUUGUUAUUGGUUUAUUGAAAUAUUUCUUCACUGUUUGUUUUUUCUAGGAACUUAUAAACAGCAUUUUCACCUUUAAAUAUUUGAACUGGUUUAGUAUACUUUUCAUCAUAAAAACAAACAGCCUUGUAACCAUAAUCACAAUAUGUAUGCCUUUGAUAUAAUUCAGUGAAGAUUUAUUAUCCUUUUGGUGACAACCUGGUACUUUUUCUGUUAUUGCUUCAAAAUCUGCAUAAAUGACAAAUGGUACAGACAUCUGUUUGUCAAAAUUUUUGUACCUCAAGGGCACCUCUGGGGAUAGACAAAUUCCAGCUUUCUAGAAGGUGAUGUGAAAGUGAGAAAAUGUCAUAGCAUGCUAUUCAUAAGAACCUGUAUGAGCCGAAAAUGGGUGUGAUUUUGACCAUUAGCUUCAAAAUAACAGCGGAAAUUGAGGUAACAAAACAUAUGUUUUGUGUCCUACUUUGCAGACGAGGACGUGUAUCGGCGUUUUGUGAGGCAUAAUUGUGUUCUUUCAUUCUUUCAUUGUCAUUGAAUGCGUUUACAUUGCUUUUUUACCGUUAAUAGCUCGGUUAAUGUUAAAUGGCGUUUGCCGGCGGAAGUUCCAUGGAAAAGGCAUAUAAUCAGCCUUUGUGGUGUACUGUUAAGGUAUAGUCGCGUCGAGCCGAAGGUGUCGGGUUCGUGUCCUACUCAGUACCUAAUUUUUUCCUUCUUUCUUUUUUCUGUUUUUUGUGCCGUUGUUUUCUAUAAAAGUAUACCUAAAUAACUGUUAUUUAAUACAUUGCAAUAAACAGCAAGAAAAGUAUCGUAUUUCCAGAGAAAAGAUAGUACACCGUAUAUGAAAUAUAUGGAAUGUAAAACAAUCUGAAUUUCUAUCAUUUCCUACAAUUUACUAUGGGAAGACAAGAGUUGAUAACCAUUUGAUCAUUUUCUUAACAACGUUCUUAAGAGUUCUUUCUAUAGACUGAUACAUGUUGUAAUUAUUACUUUCCAACAUGUAAAUAGGACAUUCAAUAACAUUUAAGUCUCAAGCAAGCAGAUAUAUCACUGCCUAACUAAUGUCCGUAUCAACAGAAUGUGCCGCAGCAUUACUAUCUUUUAGAUACCCUAGUUAGUUAAGAUAAUUUUUUUUAUAAUCUUUGUCAUUUCCCAUCUCUUUAAGCCGAGAAUAAAAGAUUGAUUUUUCCUUGUUUAUAAUUUAUAUAAUUUUCAUCUCUUUAUAUUAAAAGAAAAAAAUUUUCUCAGAAGCUUACUCCUUGAUAUUGUUGAUGUAUUUACUUGAUUUGAAAUGUCGGAGUCUGUUUCUGAAAAAACAGUUUUAUUUUUUUCUAAGCUUGCGAGCGGGCGAAAUCCUCCAAAUCCUCCAAUCUGAUUGGUUCCCAGAGAGGGCGAUUUUUUAAGAUCUUGCCCGCUAACCCGGGCGGAAUCGUUGGCAGCUUCGUUCACAAGUUUUUUUGUUGUUUUUAAAUGAGCAAAACUCGUGAUUUUUAACCAUUUUUCUUUUAAAACAUGCGCUAUUAUUAGCAUUAGUUAGGGAAAAGUGAAUUUUGUUAUGCGGACAAAAAAUCUGAAGGGAGAAUCAAGCAAGUCAGCCAGGAAAACCGUUAAAGUAAAACAAAACAGGCGGCUAGUGAUGUCGCUUCACUAGCUUUAUAACCUACGCUGUAAGUACUGCAAUCUUGCUUUUAUGCAACGUUUAUUCGACAGUUUUGUUCUGUUCGUAGGGUUUUUUUUUCCAUUUUUGCUGUCUGAAUCUCUAUUCAGCCGUUUUUCAUUGAAUUUUGCCUCGCCAGUUUUCUACUUUUCAGAAAAGGUUGUUGUCAACAAUAGCAUUUAGCUUUCAAAAAUAUCUUGAAUAUUUAAACAACACGAACAACUCUUCCAGCAGCCGGUUAUCGCCGUUUUCAUUUCUUUGUUUAUACACUUGUUUAGUUACCCAUAUCGCCUUCUUUUAUUCGAAUUCAACUCAAAACCGUGCUAAGAUUGGUAUGUGUAAUUAGCUCUUUUUAUUAAGUCUUUGUGCAGUUUUUAUCCCGCUCGAUUGAAUUAAUCUUAAAGUAAAUAUUCAGCCGAAGAAAAUCUUUGCUUUAUUUUCUUUCCUGUGGCUUUUAAGUUCGUCAGUUCUUUUAUCCUUGUUUGACACUCAGAUUAUGAAUUGUUAACCAAGACACAAAAACCUUGCUUUAUUCUAAAAGAGAGCUUAAUUGUGAUAAUAAAAAAUAACAAGUUAAAAUCAUGUUGUAAUGUUUUGUUUUGGUUUGCAAUCGAUCGCGCGCUUUGAAUUAAAAUCAACACAAACGCGCCCUUCUUCAACACACAUAGGUUGGAGGCUAAAGUAAAAUUUUCCUGAAACUUUUAAAUCUCGGUAGGAAAAAAACAAAAAUGUCAUUUACCGGCCUAGGUCGGUCCGUAUUGGGAGAAACUGUGCCCUCGGGCGGUACUCAAGGCCUCGGGCACAGUUUCUCCCAAUACGGACCUCCCAGCCGGUGAAUAACAUAUAUUAUUUUUUUUCUAAGCUUGCGAGCGGGCGGAAUCCUCCAAAUCCUGCAAUCUGAUUGGUUCCGAGAGCGGACAGUUUUCUACGAUCUUGCCCGCUAACCCGGGCGGAAUCGUUGGCAGCUUUAGUCACAAAUCACGAUACCAAACCUUGGAAUUACACUUCUUUGUAUUAUCCUUUUUAACAAGCGCAUGUUCUUCUUCAGCGAAAUAAUUUGUUGGUCUUCCAGUUUUAGAUUUUACCAUCUCUAUGAAAUUACAAUACAUAAUUUAUUUUUAAAACGAAAACUUAGUUUUGUUUUUGGCCACUUUAGCAGUGGCAAAAAAACUUUUUGUAUUCGUUUUUGGGCAUUCGUUAUUUUGGCUUUAUCUAAAUCAACCGAUCCAUUAAUGACUGAAAAACUACCACAUAUUUCUAUUUUGAAUUUUUGCUCCUUUACCUUAUGUUUGUCUUCAUCUUCGUCUUUAUCUUUUUCCGUCAAAGUCACAUUAGCUAUUGCCAAUGCAUCUUCUAUAAUACCUCUAAAAUCUCCAAGAGUGCGCAACCACAGUACGACAUCAACAUGGUUUCCACUAUAAACUUUCAUAAAAGCAAAAUCAUCAAAUUUACGAACAUCUAUAGUUUUUCCACUUUUCCACGUGUUUCAUAGAACCAUUUAAACGAAAUCCCUUUCCCAUUAACUCAAAAAAUCACUGCGUUUAACUAGAAUUUUCUCAUGAUAGAGAUGAUACAACUAUUUUACAAUAUCAUGAUGACCAUUUUCAAAAGCACCUCUAAAUGCGUGAGCGUUAUAAGAACGAAGUUUGGUUCCCCAUUUAUUAUAAAACCAUUUGGCAAGAUCUAGCUUUCCCUUUUUACAAGCGCUUCUGAAACCAAAGUCCUUGAAACCAUAAUCAUCCAAGUUAUUAUGCCAAUGAGAGCAUACAAAUUAUUUUUAUUGUUGAAAAUCUUUGAUCGACUUUCUUGGUAAGAUUCGUAUUCAUACAUUCUACAUUAUAUACAAAUAUUUCAUUUUUAAGUGUGCGUUUAAUUAACUAAACAAUACUUUUCAAAUUUCAUAAUAUGACUGUAUAUUGGGCAUUUAUUUUUAUCUUUUCCCACUCGUUUAUACAAUAAACACAAAUUUCAUGUCCACAUUCAGUUUUAUAGCUAAAAAAUCAAAGUUGUCAAUCCAAGUACUACAUUUAUCACUUUGUUCGUUGAACGGUUUCAAAUUAAAGAAAUCAACAAUAGCAUCAACAUCGUUGCCUUUUAUCCACACCGUAAUUUUUAAGGAGUUAUUAUAACUCCAAAAAUUGAGUAAAAAUUUUAGGUACAGGAGAACCCCUUUUUGGGGGUUACUUUAUCUCCUAAUUUAACUCGGAAUUUGUGGUCAUUUUUGCCCCUGAAAAAGAGUUCUUUUUACUCCCACUCUGGAGUUAAAAUAACUCCGAACUGGGGUUAUUUUUACUGUUUUUGGAGUUAAUUUAACUCUGAAAGUGGGGUGAAAAUUUUAGGUACAGGAUAACUCCUUUUUGGGGGUUAUUUCAACUCCUCAGUGUCUGGGGUCACUUUUACUCCUAAAGAAGAGUUCUUUAAACCUCCUUUUUGGAGUUAAAAAAAACUCCCCAAAAAAAAACUCCACUGUAAGGAGUUAAAUUAGCCCCACUAGAGGAGUCAUUAGAACUCCUUGAAAAUUACUGUGCAUUCAUCAAUAUUUCAUUCCACACCAAAAGUGGCAAUAUGCCCCAUCUCCACCCGCAAAAAAUAGCAAUCAAUUAUGGUGGACAACCAAAUUGCUAUCCCAACAAGAUUUUAUUCACGACAACUUCGAAAAAUUUUUGUCAUUGUCCUUACGAAUAUCAAUAUUUUCAACAUUGUACAACCACUUCGCAAUUUUAAUGUGGUUUCUCAAGCGACCCAUAUGAAAUGAAGAGUAAAUUGUAUUGGAGUCGAAACUAUUGACGCUAUACAACCAUACCGCAAUUUUUGAGCGCCCUAUUUUACAACUGUUUUCAAAAACAUUUUUCACAACACUGAGAUCAAUAAUUGAAAUCUCAUAUAACCAUUUCGCAAUAUGUUCAAAACCCAAUUCACAACUGGAAACUUAAAGCUAAAUCAAUAAUAACCGGUUGAAUCUCCCCAACAUCGGGCAACCAUUCCAUUAUGUCCUUAUUACCCCUUUUACUGUUAAUAAAAAAUGCCCUUUCCAAGACACUUCUUUUGAAACGACCGAGACUGUACAACCAUUUUAUUAUAGAUAAAUCUUCAAUCGUACAAGAAUGAAUAAAUGCCACCUCAAGGGUUUUUUUUUUGUUUUUUAUUUUAUUUUAGGGUUUUACAACGGUUCAUCUUCAUCAAAUUUUCCCUCUUGGCAUUAAGUAAUAAUUCAAUGUUACUCAUUAUAGACUAUAAAAACAGAUUUUGUUUUUAAAUGUGCGUUUAAAUAAGACUAAUCAAAGCUAGCCUUAUUUAACCCAUACUCUAAAGCUAUACUAUUCAACAAAUCACCUAAAAUAAAAUUUAGUUUAAUUUCACUCAAAGUUUGUUUCAUUUACCUGUUGUGAUGUAUUAACUGUCUAGUUGAUUCAAUAUGUUGAUGUUCGUGUAUCUGUUUAACGUUAUUGUUAUGAUUCAACCCUAUUAUUGUAACUUUUUUACUUUUCCUUCCCGCCUCGAUUAGCUAUAGGCUACUUUGCGGGCAAGGAUUAAUUAUGGCUUGUAUCAAAAGUGUUUUUAAUAAACUUAAAACUUGAACUUGAACUUGAAUAUCAUUGAACCAUUCAACAAUAUCCUUUUUACACUCUAAAUGUAUCCAUUCAAAAGUAUAUUUAUCACAUUUAAAUGUUGAAGAAACAAGACUGUAUAACCACUUAGAAACGUGUUUGUGACCAUUAUAACAACUGAAUCUGAUUUCAUAAUUGUAAUUAGAAUGAAUAUCAACACCCCCAUGACUAUACAACCAUUUUGCAAUUUCAAGAUGGCCGUUUUCACAACCCGCUCUAAAUGCGUAAUCACCAAAACAAGGAAUAUUUACACCCCUAAGACUAUACAACCAUUUUGCAAUUUCAAAAUGGCCGUUUUCACAACUCUGUCUGAAUGCAUAAUCACCAUCACAAUGUAUAUCUAUUUCAAAAUAAUACUUUUUUGCUAAGUCAUUAUACAUCCACUCUGCAAUCUUCUUUUCACUACGUUCACAUAAAGCGUUGAAGUCUUCGUUCAUCUUAUACUAUUACCACAGAUGUUGUUUUUAAGUGGGCGUUUUCUUUCUCACUUCCGUUUUCCUGAUGUUUUCUACAUUCACGUUGUGUGUAUAUCUUUUUUGGUCUAGUUUUUUCUGGAUUAUCUUUGGGAUUUUAUCAAUAAUAUCGGAAAUAAUUAGAUCGAAUUUUCCCAUUGUUUCUUUUUUAUUUGUUAUCAUAAUUCGUUGUUACGCGGGUAAUCUUUUAGAGGACGGGUAGCUUGCAAACUAAACUGAACGCAGGGUUGUCGGAACAGCAACAAGAAGAUUUAUUCCAAAGAUGAACGUAGUUUCCACGAAGUAAAACUCCACAACAGCACGUAACUCGAUAACUUACACGGCCUCCGCCAACUUCAAUUAACUUGGUAAACUUACACGGCCUCCGCCAACUUGAAUAAACACUGCUUCCGUCACACUUGACUAAACACGACUAACGUCGAACUAUCCUCGCUUGUGAAAACUAGUUAAAACUUAACUCGAGCUGGCCUACUUAUAUAGUUUUAAAAUAAAGUUCUAGAACAUUCCAAAUAGUCUAAUUAUAGAAAGAUUACAAAAUGCACCGCUUUAGAAACGCUUACGCGAGAUCCUAAAAUAAACAAACUACGAACUCUCGCGAAGCUUCUAGAAAGUCACGCUAGUCACGCAAUACAAUUUUUCGUAACAUUCGUCUUGAAUUCAGAUUUAUCAAAUCAAAUAGAUUUCUACAAUAGAAUUCCAUUUAACUACAAUUACUCAUUGUUUCUGAUUAAAUAUUUGUGAUUUGUCUUUUCGAUCUUAGUCCAGCUGUUUUUCUAGUAAGAGUUGAAAACUGACAAGGAAUGAUUUGCCAUUUUAAUUAUAGACUCUCAAGUUACAAACAAAAAAUUUCAUUAAGUAAUAAUACUAUUGAAUUAUAUAUUCAAUAUCAUUAAAGUGCGUUUGAAUUGAUUAUGAGUAAGGUAUUCUUAAAUUUUUUGCAAAUCACCGAGUGGUACCCAACUAUUGAACUCAUUACUGUAUCCUUUCUAUUUCACUCAAGCUUGUUUUUUCUUGUAAUCUCUUCGAACGACUUUUUCAAUUCUAAAUACAUCUUGUUUGGCUUUUAACAAUUCUGGUUCAUAAAAACUAACUCGUAUCUCUUUAUUAUUGAGUUCCUUAAGGUGGCCCGAUCCUAUUUAUGUGCGUGUUUGUUAUGUUUUUGAUUCGUGUUUUUCAGAAAGAAAGAUUCAACCGAUUUCCAUAAUUUUUGGCAUCUUUAAUAAAUAAUGAUGGAACUUAAGAAAAUGUUAUUUAUUUUCUUGUACGUAUAAAACAUUUUGAGAUAUCGGCAUACAUUUAAAAUCGCAUUUUUACGAAAAAUGUAAAUAACUUCGAAAUCCCACGACAGAUUUUUCUCUAAAAUUGGGGAGUGAAAUGGAACAAAUUAAACUUCAGAAAAUCGUGGGGAAUUUGUUAGAUACGCUUGGAAAAUUGUACAUACAUGGAACGGUCAUCUAGAAAUGUUUAGCCUUCCUCAAGCUAUAGAAAAUUCUAGGCAAUUUUUGCUUCUCCGAUUUGCCUUCGUUCGUUUCAGCAUGGCUUAAAGAAAUACAUUAAACUAAUUUAUUCAACUUCAUUUCUCUGUGCAGUACAGCUAAUAAAUAUUCCGGUCGCGUAACUAUAAUUUUCAGGCGACAUAACUUUUGCCUCGCACGCGAUGGCGGGCCGCUUUGCGAUUCCGGUCAACAGCCGGAGGAAUUCUCGGGUUUACAUCAAUCUCGCGUUAAUUCCAGGCUAGACGACCAUUAAGUGAUGAUUUACAAAUGGCUACGGUUACGAUCAUAUUCCAAAACAGUCUCGGUAUAUUUGAUUCACUUCGACCAGUUAUCAAUGCUGAUUACCCAAGCCAUUUUUAUCAUCUUAGCAGUUUUAGUAAUCAAGCUUGUUUAGCGUGUCUUACCCAAAGUGUACUCUAUAAGCGUGAAAAAAAAGGUCUAGCGUGUCGUGCAAGCAUGUCGUGAGGGUGCAUUCACCUUUAGCAUCAAAUCCCUGUGAAUAUUGGCCUAAAAUAAAUCAGCCCUUUGCCGUAGUGCCAGCCCUGCAUUCAGUUUGUUUCCUUACCUAGUAUCCAUUACAACUGAGGCCAAAUGCAACUAAAAACAUAACGUGCAGCAACAUCUAAUCCAUUUUUUGUUUGUCUCAAAAACCAGUUGUAACUUCAUUUACCCUCAGGUACAGAAGUACUAGACAAUCUCCUGGGCUUACGUGGCGAAACAGCUUGCCCUGCAAAGGUCGAUCAAGCAUGCCUUGUCUGUCUUUGAUGUAAACAAAUGUAGGGCUUUACGAUCAACUGUUUCCAUUUGGGAAAUACCAACUAUGUCCUCUGCAUGGGGAAGGCAUGCUCUUUUUCUUCUGUUUUCACAAGCUACGAGCUUUCUAACUUAAAGACUUGGUGGUGUGGGGGGAGGGGGUAGUAACAAUUAUCAAAAGAUCAUGGGGGUGCUUAUCUAAUUCUGCUUUGGGAACGAAGGGGGGCACUACAUAAUAAUAUUCUCCUUUUAAGCUCAUUUUUUCAGCCCCCUCCUGAUAAUCAAUGCAAAGUCCCUAAGCUCGCAUUCUUCAAGCCCUUCUUUGGAAAAAUGACAGCUGAUGAAAUGAUUUUCAAUUCCAUCAUUACAAUCCUCCAACCAAACUGCACCACUCGCGCAAUUAGUGUCGAUUGUGCAUUUGCAAGUAAGAAAAACAAACAAGGUGGUCUUUUUGCAAGUACGGUCGAAAAAUUUACUGGGAAUCUCACAAAAACGAUAACCAAAAAAUUGCUUAUAUAAAUUAAAAGAUUCGUUUUGUUUACUUAGAUUACUGUAUCCCAACACAACGUUUUGCUAAAAAAGAUCAGAGUUAAAAUAUAGAUAUAAGAGCAUAAUCCAUAAUCUUUCGCUGUUCACAGAAAACGCCCAGAACCUCGCCUUUUGAAAAUCGUGUGCAUGUAUUAAAGCAAAGGAGUGAUGACGUCACUGGACGGCAUUAACGGCCGGUCGUUUCAGACGUUACUGAGGGAGUAAUAACGACUCGAAGUAUUCGGAAGAAAUUCAGGCUAGUCUUAGGAAACUCAAAGAAAAUCCCGUUGCUUCAUAACUAGCCGUUUAAAAUCUUUGAUUUUGAAUGGAAGCAACCUCUUCUUCGUGUGAAGAGCGAAAUUCGCACAAAGAUCGUAAAUGACGCGGUGAAGUCUUUACACAGUCUAUCUGGCAAGGUAAGCGUUCAAGAACGCCUUGAUCACCUCCGGGCUCUAGAUGGCCUUUGAGGGUUCCUAUACAGUUUUUGCUGCCUUUUUCGUUGUUUCAGGCUUGUUUGCAGCCGAUGGGGCUGAAAAAAUUUCUUCCGACGAGUCUGUAAAAGUGGAGGUAAAAACUUAGAUAUUUUGAAAAUUUAACAAUAGUCCAGUUUCGAAAUAAAAAUUACCGCUGAAUAUAAACAUUAACGACACAUUCACACAGGGUUAGCCUCGACUUAAAGUAAAAUAUUCAGAAAUUCUGGCAAGUAAGUGUUUGAAACUUGAAUAUACACAAUAGACAGAGUAAUGAACAGGUUUUUUUCUCGUUGGAAUUUGUGAAUAUAUUACUUCAGAUUGAGGCUAAGGCUGUAAAAAAUGCGUCUUCACUUCUUUAAUUCAGCGGUCAUAGCGAACUCGAAAAAGGUCUAUUUCACAUAGCUCGCGGCCGCGAGCGAAGCGAGUUUAUAAUCUCGUCGCACGCAAAGCCCGCGUGCAUCACGUAAACCGCGCGUGGUCUUAGCCCGAUGCAAAAUUCACUGCGCCAUAAAUAAAUCUUUCUUUCUAUGAAUAUAUGCUUGGUGUCCGCCAGUGACGUCAUCUAGUGCUACAUCAUGGAGCAUUUUGAGUUUCCAGGCAACAUAGACUUUGCCGCUGAUGACCAGCGUAUUUUCAUGUAUUAUUCAUGAAAGGCUGAUGCGUUUAUUCAUCUAUGAAACAAUGUUUACAAUCGGUGAAUCACGAGCAAUUUCCCAUUCAAAUGAAACAGGACAACAAGCACAACAAUUGGCUUGAAAUCCUCGAUUUUCAACCGAAACUCAUCUGGAGAACGCCGACUAAACUUCAUCGCCAGCUGCCUAAACUAAACAAAUUUUGUUUGGGGAUUCAACUGGAUCCUGCGAAUCAGGUGAUAAAAAAGCUCAAAAUAGAUCAUUUGUGAGUCUACACACUGUAUUCCACUUCAUGACGCAACGCCUACAGAAUGUGAUAAAAAAACAAAAAAGGGCAUGCCAGUUACUGAAAUUCUGAAUACAUGUACUUGAUAGAGAAAUAAACAUCUUCUAGAAAUUUCAUGUAAAAAUAAAAGUUUUGAUCAAAAGUUAUAGUGCAUGAAAUUAGAGGAACGAACUUUUCGGACACCCUGUAAAGUAUGAUUGUUUAAAAGAAAAUUAUCAUACUGACUUUUUCCUGCUGCUCAAAAAAUGUGCACGAAAUGUUAGGUCGUAACAACAUUCAGCCGCCAUCUUGUCUUCGAUGUUCUGUUUUACGAAAGGAAAGACUGUCCUCUCAAGGGCGACAGCGAGGCUACAAUAAACUCACUUUCAUCGGACAGAUACCUCGAUACCUUAAAGAACACGUUUGUGGAACUUAGCUCCCAAUAUACGUCAUUUAGCUCCAAAAAACAGCCUGCAAAUGCUCGUAUUGAACGUAAGCAAUUCACAGAGAAUGCCUCCUUGGCACUUGAACAGACUAUAUUGACGCAUGCGCAUACAAAAUGCCCUUCUGUUGUGCCAUCCUUAAUGUCCAUUUUUUGUUUUUCUAAAUCAAAAUAUAGGAAAGAAAAUAUGCAGCGAUAUUAUUUCUAUUGAGUAAUGUCCCUUCCCGUAUUCAUUAUUUUUAUGGACAUACUUCAGAACACAUCUGUGAACACGUGUCAUAUCAGUGGAUGGUGUAUAAUGAAUCUCGGGGUAUUUGUUAUCGUUACCAACCUCCAGAUGACAAUUGGAUAAUUUCAUUUGGUCAGUUGAGACAGAGAAUGUAUUAUAAAGGAAUGGGCAAGCCGUCUGUGCAUCGAUAUUUGCAUCAUUGGUUAUGAAUACAAAAACAUGACGCGGACGAUUUACACCACUCGAAAUUUUGAAAUUUCCUUGUCUCUGUUGACUGCUAUCUGAUCCUUCCAUAUUUUAUUUCCAGUAAGUCCACUUACGUGAUUUAAGAUAGUGGUUCAUGUAUAAUGAUUGACCUUCACUGCUGAAAGUCAUCCGCCGAACAAACAAUUGCAUGUUAAUGAUAAUCACCCUACAAUUAGCCCCAGCUUGCCAAAUUAGAUUACCAUCAGACUCAAUUUGCAAAUUCAAUUCAACCUUUGCAUUAGGUAAUAGCUCAUCUUCUAACAUUUCCAAAAAUGAAUAUCGGUUCAAAGAUAUUUCAGUGUUUACUGUAGAUGAGGUAUCCAGAAGUGUUUGUCGAAGGGCAAAAUCUUUAUUGUAUCCGGUUCUUCUUUUGGCUAUGUGAUUAGUGGCAUCAGCUGUAAAUUCUCUCUCUUCCGCUUCUAUUGAUGUAUCAAGAAAAUAAAAUUCAUUGGUAACGAUGCUUUCAGCGUAUACCGGACUAUAAUCAAGUAAAUUUUUAAUAUUAACAGCACGAUUAGCAUCAUUACAAUCGUACACUUUUUUGCCAUUCAACUUAAUAUCAAAAUGUUUCAAAAAUGAGUAACAUCCAUUCAUUACCAUUGUAAUCAUCUUCUGCAAUAUUACCGCCAUUAGCUAGCAAAUUAACUUUAAAAUCAAUUGAUAUCCGACCAUUAUACCUAUCGAAUGGGGCGACCUCUCCAGUUUUAUCAGCAGCAAAUCUGUAUCCGUUCUUUCUCUGAUAAGAAUUAUUUGCAACAUUUGAAUUCAGUGGUGUUUCCAAGUCAAAAACAAUAUACUUAUAUUCCUAUUAAUAGAUUCGAUAAAUUUGAUUUCUCUCAUUCUACCCCCAGACAACAAUUUAUUCACUCUUUCAUUAAUCUCAUAAUCGCGUAAUUCUCUUGUUUGUGGAUUUUGUAUUGGAUGUGUCACAGGUGUAGUCGUGUUUUUAUUUCUUUUUCUCAAUAAUUGAAUGAUUUUAUCACCUGCUUUUUUCCCAACAAAUUCACCACUUUUCGGAGCAGCUGUCUGAAUAGCCUCCCCGCAGACGUCCUUUGGGGUUCGUUUGUCACGCAUUCAUUUCUCCCCCACGGACGUCUGUUACAAGUUCUCUUUUCGUAAUACUUCGAAAAUAUACAGAGUUAAUAGUAAUUAUUGUUUUCGACCGCGCUGAAAACCGCUCCGCGCUCGUGUGGGAGACUGUUGUCUGUCAAAGAAAAGCAUAUUAUUUCAUACUUACAACAACUUCCGAAAAAACUAUACAGCUGACUACAGCUUUAUUGCAUCAUUUCUGUAAUUUUUUUCAAAACGUUUGCGUCGUCUCAGGUAGAAGAUAGCUGUGCAAAUAAAUAAUUCACUUGAAGAAUAUAAAGACACGUCAACGUCCAGAGCACGUUUGAUGAGCCUUGCGAUGUCGACUGCGCUUUUUUUAAACACACGAACUCGGUCCUUUCCUAAAUUACAGCUGCAAAGAGAACAAAAAAAUUCGCUUCUUAUAACUUUCUUCGGAGUCUCAUCAAUCCAUAGACGUGGAAUAAAUAUUCCUCUAAAAAAUCGAGAAAUACUUCGUAGGUGCCGUUUCACUUAUAUCACAGCCCGUGAUUGGCUGAUCGUGACACAAUAACUAACCGCUUAUUGGCUUAUUCAAACAAUCCACGACGUAAAUGUCGGCUGUGUUUAGCAGACGUCCGUGGGGGAGAAAUGAAUGCGUGACAAACGAACCCCAAAGGACGUCUGCGGGGAGGCUACUGUCUGAACAGCUUUAUUGGAUGCUGUUUUAGCAGCUUUUUUUACGGUCUGUCCAAACACUUUUUUACCAAUCAAUUUAAACACAUCUGAAAUACCUUCACCAUAAAUAUGCUUUUUCACAUACCAACGCAUUUCAGGAUCACAAUGUCUUUUGAAUUCUGAUUAUUUCAUAAUACAUACUAUUAUAUUAGAUUAAAAAGGUGUAGAUCGCAAUGUCAAUGUUAUGGACCAGUCAACCCCAUUCAAAUUAAUUGGUCGCCCAAUAGAAUCUGUGUUGUAAAAUCGCAUUUGACUGAUACUUAGUUGUGAAACUUCAUUAAACAGCAGCCUUUUGGGUUCCACUGUAAAUGAGUAACUUCUUGUCAAAUUAUCAGUUGGAAUAACGGCGAUUGUAUUUUUAUUGACACCGUUUAAAAUAGAAUUUGUUAUGGCAUCUGUAUUUAUAUGGAUCAUGUCUAUGGAAUUUGUGAUAUUUGGCAACCUACUUCCAUAUUCUGUUUCACUCACAAUUUUCUCUUCAAAUCCAAUUAAAUCACCAAAUUCACUAUUUUUGAGGUCUAACUGAUACUUGUUUUUCAGCCGCCAUAAUACAAGAUAAACAAGAUGGCGGACUGACUUACUCAGAUAAGCCUGAAAACGUGCCCGGAUAGUACUUUGUGUAAGCUAGCCUGAGGCAUACUCGUUACAAAUCACUACCGUAUAUGUUGACAAUAUAAAUGAUAGACUGUGAUAUUUUUUCCAGUUUUAUGAUUUUGCUGAUCCAUGUGUUAAUGAAUAUAAGAAUUCAAGUCUGAAUUAGAAUACGUUCCAUGUACAAAAUUAAUUGUUUUCCAAUUUUGACCAUUGUCUGCGCUGUAUUUUUUUUAUUAUUCUUAAACUGAUCUGAAAUGUUAUGCCAACUGUAAGUCAUAAUAACCUUAUCCAUUGCUAAUUCAUGUUUCAUAAUAUCUUCCAGUUUUAAAAUUGGAUGUUAUCCUUAUUUUUCUUUCUUUUAUUUUUGUCGUGCUUAAUGAUCCCUUUUUCUGUCCCAAUUUGCUAUUUAUUUCACUAACUUCAUCAUAAUUUUUUUUUUACAGAAUCUGGGUUUGUCAAGUAUUCCAAAAAAGCAUCACUAGGUAAUGAUAAUUUAUGCUUUUGCAUAAGACUAAAAUCAUCAUCAUAUAAUAUCUCACAGUAAACCCGAUGAUUGUGUUUGUGAAGAAAAAAAUAAAAAAACUUAUUGAUUAUUUCAUGCAAGGGCGAAAUAAAAGCUGCUCAGUUUUGUAUCUUAGUCACAUUUUUUUUGAUACUCCGAAGAGUAUCAGAAUAAAUUGCGCCCAUUAUAUAUUAUAUGAUUGCCCAAGUAAACCUGAAAUAACAAGGAUUUGCAGUGAAUUCGGUGUUACCAAAGACCAAUACAUGAAAGCCGCCACAAAACCAUAUUCAUUUUUGUAUGUUGACAAACCAAUGAAAAAAAUUAAACGGAACUUUUACGGAUAUAAAUAAUGUAAUAAUAAACCAUGGGUUGAUGAAGAAACUGUUUCCGACGAUGCAAUAAAAAGGCAUCAACUUGAUAUAGCAAUGAUUGAUAAACAUGAUAAUAAUCAAGAUAUUGAUCUUAAGGAUACUUACAAUGUCACCAAAAGCAAACAACAAACGUUCAGUGAAAUGAUUACAAUAGAUGAGACUCUAGUUUGUUAUAAAGAUGUUCGUGAUGUAUUCAUAAGUUGUAAGGAAUCUGUUUUUCCAAUGGAAACUCGUUUAGUAUGGGAAACAAUUAUAUUUACAAUGUUAAGUCUCCAAUAAACAAUGAUCAAGCAACUAGUAAAGGGUACGUCGAUGGGAAAUUAGCCAAAAAAGUAAACACUAGUGUUGUACAAAAUGUAAUGAGACAAGUUCUUUACAAAGCUGAUAAAAGAGAUCUUGAUAGUUAUUUAAAAAGAGAUGGUAGUUUAAAUAUGACCGGUAACUUACAAAUAAAUAAUUAUAGAAUAAAAGGAUUACUAACAACAACACCUCAAACAGGUGAUAAAGCUACCUCAAACGAUUAUGUUUUAACAUUAAUAAAUGAUCUUCCUAAUGUUUAUUUAGACCGUGCUGGAUCAUUAAAAAUGACUGGAGAUUUAAAUAUGGAUAAUAACAGAAUAAAAAAACCUGGAUGAUGAACCUCAAAGUGGAACUGAUGCAAUCAAUAAAAACCAACUUGAUUCAAUUGUUCGAAAAUCUCAUAUUAAACCAAGUCAUAAAGCAAACCAGUUUGAUUAUUUGAUGAAGAAUACUUUGGAAUGGUCUGAUUUGAUCCCUGGUGGAAAUAGUUUUAAUCUGUAAAGUUUGGUGAUUUAUCACCAGAUAAAGGUAAUUUUCACUCUUACAAUCACAAAGUAUUUACACAACAAUUAACAAAAAUAGUCUCGGUGGUUACAAAUACAAAAACGGAAUUAAAUGUUUCCCUGUAACAAAAAAUAGUGAUGUGAUUACACUUUGUGUAUUGAAAUCUUGAAUGUUGAUUAUCAACUUCGGCAUAAAUCGAAAAUUUUAAUUGAUAAAGCUACAUCCAAAAGAUUAACUAUUGGACAUGAAGAAGUAAAAAAAUAUUCUCAGAGAUAUAUUGAUUCAAGCAACAAUGUAGAAUAUAUUUAUUACAAUAGAAGAAUAGUUAAUUUUAGGAAAACUGAGGCAGAUCCACUUUUUCAACUUCAUUUAUUAGUUGAAAUCGCCCAAGACGGAAUUGAUUUACAAACUUACCCACAAAAGUUUACAGAGAAUUAUAUUAUUUCUUAUAGUAUAAUUAGAGCCGAAAGUGAUUUAGAUGCAGAUAAAAUCUAUGAUUAUCACACAGCCUAUGAAAUUAAACCCACAAAAGUGAAGAAGAAUGUUCCUCUUGAUAUGAAUGGACAAAGAAUACUAAACCUCAAUCCAUAUGUUAUAAAUGUUUGGAAUAGCCAUUUUGAAAAAAAAAAUACUGCACGUACUAAAUUUUCUACGUGAAAAAGAAAUGAACACAGUAACACAAUACUCAAAUUUUACAAUUUUCAAAUUAACAAAAGCCUUUGUAUUUUUAGAAACACAGGACAAUAUACAUUGCCUUUCAAAUAAUUGCGUAAAAGUGAACAGUUUUCGUGUUUACCGAAAGUUGGUCACUGUGAUCAAGUCAUGCAAAGAGCCUAUAGCCGGCGGAGUGACAUUUAAACAUGUUGUAUUAGGGACUAUUUCGGGCGCUGGUUUAUUGCUUAAAGCACUGAGCGAAAUCAAAGAUUAUAAGAAGAAAAUCGAAAUGUGUAAAUUUGCUUACACCACAUAUGAAAAAGUGUUAGUCGAUUUACAGGCUUCGCUAAGAGGAGCAGAAUUCAGUGGCACUCAAUUUGUUUUUGAAAUGAAAAUGAUUGGCGAUAAAAUGAUUGAUCUGUGUCCACUGGUUGAUAAAUUUGAAUAGCAUUAUGACAAAAAAUUCAAAUAAACUUUGUAUUCCUGAGAAUCACGCAACAGGUCGCUUGUCAAUGAUUGACCGUAUUUGAUCACCUUUCCAAAACAUAAUAUCAUCCCAAUAUUUUUUAUUAUGUUUGAUUGUCUUCUUUGAUUUUGAUAUUGGGAUGACAUAAUGUGGUAGCUUCAACAUUUUGAAUAACUGUUUCAAAAUGAAUUUAACAUUUAUCACCCGCCUCGUUCUCUGUUGACUUGUGGAAUUAUCUCAAAUAUUUGAACUAUUUUUUGUUUGUUUAUUAGUGAUAAAUCAAUUAAUAUUCUUACUACAAACAUCGGCAUGUGUGCUUUCUAUAUGAUAUUUCCAGUGGCAAACAGACUUCUUUUUUAUCUUGUGAACAUUUUCAUAAAAAUUUAAGUUUUCGUUGACAAUCUUGUAACCCUCAACUUGACCGCAAUUGCCACAAACAUGAAUUCCUGUUUCGUUUAAAAUAUUAUGAGUUUUACAACAAAAUUCAGUCUCUUGUUUUACAUGCUCAUGGUCAUUCAACUGUCUGUAACAAAAUGGGCAGUAGUGAUCUGUUGUACUAAAAUAAUCGUGUAGUGUUGUAUCACAAUGCAUUUCCUAUACAAAUGUUGAUCUGAUAGGUAAUUUUCUCAUAGACUUGGGCAUCUUGAAUUACAAACUUUACUGAUAAACUUUACUUUCCAAAACCAAUUUUAUACUGCAAUGUCACACAUUUUUGAAUCCUGAUGCUUAAAGCAAAAUUUGAAUCUAAGACAACAAUUCAUAUGCAGAAUAUCCAACAAAGUAAGAGAGAAAUAAGUGGGUAAUCACUCAAUGAAUACAUUUAGUCUAAUACAGUAUUUGUUUUCAUUGUUUGUGUAAAAACGGUUGGAGGGUGGCCUGGCCAUCGUCGGCUUCGGCUCCUCGCCGCCCCCGAGAUUUUAUCUUUUUUCCAUCCCCUCCUCGUCUUCGCUUCGCUCAGACUGCGGUACCACAUAAGAGAAUCUCAGCUUCGCUUUGAUUACAAUCGUUGUGUUACAUGGGGUGUUAUAUAUGACUAAAAUUGAGCCAUCGAGACUCUGUUGAAUUAGCAAGUCAAUGUCAACAGAACUCAAUUGCGAUUUUAACGCCCCACCAUCCCCGUGUCUCGGCGAUCGCUUGAAUCUUCUCGUGCCUUCGGCACUGCGUCCGAUUCAAUCGAUCUUCCGAGACAUGCCGUGGAGCUUAUCUCUAAGGCUCUGUUUGGCCCAAGUCUUGAAGCCAACCCAAGAAAUCCAAAGUUGGAAAAAAGUUCUGAAAAAUACGAACACCAAAUAAAUUGGAAAAUAAUCUUGGAAAACUGUGCUGGUACCCUCAAGUGCUAUACUACUUAAGAAUGAUAAUACGAACUGGAUUUUUCAUGUUUUAGUUACAAAGUAAAGGAAACACGUGGCGAUCUUUCCAAUCUUCAUUUGGUAAGUACAUUGUUUUACCAUUGCUGUUCCAACCACUUGGUUGCUGAUUCAAUAAAUUAAUAUUUGUUGAACAAGUAUUAACAUACGUCAUCAAUCUAACAACAAAUCUGGUCUUACCUCGAUUAUCUUUAGCCAAUUAAAAGCAAGUAUUAGAGCAUCAGUGUCAUAUUGCACCGAAUGUAUUGAGAAUUUUUCCAGAUAAGAAAUCCGUCAAUUAAAAGGUCUGAAAAGGUCCUAAGUUGAGGUGUAACCCAAUCGCUUCAAAGUCGUGGCUGGUCAUAAAGCCAACAGGAGAGGAGAAAGCACAAUAAGUCUUUGGAGGAACUAGUAUUAACAUCAGAACAGAUGGGAGAAAGUAUCUUGGUGGAUAUACGCUGAGGAAUUGGUAAGCUCGUGGUGCGACCAACUGAAAUUCCUCUCGAAGAUUGCAAAGACAGAACCACAAGCAGCUUAUGUAGCAUUUGUAGGCGGAUUCAAACAUAAACUGAGGUAUUACAUAAGAACAAUGCGACAACUCCCGCGCAGCUAUUGAACAGCUGGUUGAACAUAUUAACAAUCAAGAAAGGACAGCACCAGUGGAUAGUGAACAGCUCAACAUCGACGUCAAGGAUAAGGAUUGCCAAUACCAGAGAAGAACUGAAUAACACCAUCCUACAGCAGCUCAGCGUGAAGAUGAGCCCAGGACAACUGAGGGCAAACGACCUGGUAAAGAUGAAGGGUGCCUUUAGCUGGUUAACAACAUUGCCAUUAAAGUCAGAGAUUGAACUUCCACCUGAACAAAAGGGAAUUCUACGAUGCGUUCAGCCUUAGGUACCGCUGGACACUGAAGUACCUCCAUCUAGAUGUCUUUGCGGCAAGAGAUUCGACGUUGAUUAUGUAAUUUUGUGUAUAAAAGGUGGAUUUGUCUCUCGGAGGCAUGACGACGUGCAUGCGAUACCUGUUCGCAUCCGUUCUCAUGGACGUAUACCAUAAUUUUGAGGUCGAGCCACACUUUCAGACCUUGACGGGAGAAACUUUUAACGAGCAGUGCCAACUCUUCUGAUGAAGCUCAUUUUGAUGUCACGACGCGCGGUUUUUGGCAAAGGGGGCAACGUGCAUUUUUUGAUGUCAGUGUUUUUAACCCUUUCGCAAAGAGCCACCUUAACCAGAAACUUGAGAAUGAGAACGCGAAAAAAGCGACAGUACAACCAGCGAUUUUUUAAGUCGAGUAUGGCUCCUUCAGCCCUUUCGUGUUCUCACCGUAUGGUGAAAAUGGCGGAGAAGCCGAGCGAUUUCUCACUGAACUAGUCCUGAAACUAUCCGAGAAGAAGCAGCUAGACUAUAGUAUUGCAAUAAACUGACAGAGAGAAAAACUUUAAUUUAACUUAUUAAGAUCAGCAGUGUUAUGUGUAAGAGGCUCCAGAGCAACCAAACAUGAGUUGAACUCUGAUUUAAGCGGGGCAGAAAUCGGAAAUUUGAUUGGAAAGAUUAAGUAGACACGUUUUAUUUUUUAAGCAUUUUAUAGAAAAGUUCUCACCCAAGCCUGGGGCUUUUGAUAUUUUAAAAACAGAUUUUUUUUAUCAAUGAAUUUGUAAUAAUUUUUAUCAGUGUUUCAAUACUGUAAUCUUUUGUUGGAUAAUGUUUUUAACGAAGUUGUUAUUUUAAAGAGGCUGUGUCACGGCAGUCCAGUUCAUUUUGUUUAAUUUUGCCAAUUACUCGCCCUCAAUCGCUAUGGAAGCAAAGAAAUUACAUGUAAAUGACAAAAUCAGAGAUCCGAGACAAACAAAUAUGUCUCCUGAGCAUUAUUUUUGAAGUUGCAAGCAGCAGGGAUCAACUUUGAAAAACUGUUAGGCUGAACAGUUUUAAUUUCCAAAAACCCUAAUUUCAAUCCGUUUUACUCUUCUUCAGUUUUGUCCAUCCGUGUCAUCUGUUGUUUCUGUUAUGUCAUUUUAACCUUCCUUUAAAGUUUUAAGCGGUUAUUUGUAUGUUUCUCUUAAUUUAACGGGCAUUUUGUAAUUUCCUAAUUUGGCUGAAUUUCGUGACACAGCUCCUUUAAAAGAUCUAAUUGCAAAAUUUACCAUUUCCAUGUGAGGGAGAUUACCACAAUUACUCACACAUUUUACUUCUUGGCAUUACCAACGACCUUUUUAAUGUUCAUGGUCUCAGUGAUCUUCGCAGUUAAAUCGAAAAGUUCUUCCUUGAAUUUCUAAGGUUAAAUUCUAAGAUUUCUUAAGUAUUCUCCAUCAACCCAAAGUGCUUUUGAAGGUUUCCAAACCUUAUUAAGAGGGAACGCAUUUUGUUUGUACUGCCAAAGUUUUAAUUGUACGAGAAAUUAUUCAAAUUAUAUUCAAGCACUCAUUAUGUUUUUUUGGUUUUCUUUUCUUAACAGACAAGUCCCAUUCAAGCAGAAUCUGGGAAAGAGGAAAAGCUUGGUAGUAAGACAAAAGAAACUGAAAUGUAGCAAAUCAAAGGUCGUAAUUUUCACUAACAAUUUUGGACACAGCUAUUCCGAUUGGAAAUUCCGAAAUUCAAUCUUUGACCGAUUUUACCCGGUAGAUAGAAACCCAAGAGUUUUUAACAAAUCAGAGGCAGAUUCGUUAACAAAUAUAAUAAGCACAGGUCAGUCAAAUUCAUUCCAAAAUCGUAGCGUUUUGAGCUGACAUGUCCGAACCAAUGGAUCGUAAUACACCAACAAAAGGACCGUUAGAUUCCCUUUCCUUAGGUUUCUGAAUUGUUAUUAUGUGGGCCUUUUGAACUCAAAGUGUUAAAAAGGCGCAAUAGAUGCGGGCGAUUAUAACCUCGGUCAAACUGAAGUAGGCCUAAAUAAAUGCCAAGACUAAUUGUACAAUCCGUUCAAAAAAGUGAAAUUAAAAGAGCUUGACCAAUUUACGCGCGUUAAAUUUAAUACAGAUUUAGGGCGAUGGUUAGAAAGAGGUUGGAAGGGGUUAAGUAAUUUUUUAGUAUAUUUUGAACUGUGGAUAAGUAUAUCAAAGUGGAAAUAAUGAUCCUCGC
This is a messenger RNA of Porites evermanni, 26365 nucleotides long. The record is from the annotation of a GenBank genome assembly. Lineage: Eukaryota; Metazoa; Cnidaria; Anthozoa; Scleractinia; Poritidae.